UCCGCUGUGGCACACAUAUUCUUGACCGUUUUCAAACCUUGAACCUCACCAUGCUGCUCAUUUAAUAAUUAAUGAUAUUACUUUUCAUUUCGAUUAUAAAAUGGGUUGGUUGAGCGUUCUGCUUUUAAUAUUUAUUAAUUCGUUUAUUGCAGUCGUUGGCAUUGAUUGUUUUAAGUGUAUAUCAAUUAAUAACGACUAUCAAGCUUGCGAGGAUCCUUUUCAUAACAACUAUACGACUGAUAUUUUUCAAUCACCUUGUAUGGGUGGAAGGAAAGGACGGGACGGUUUGUUUCCAGCAACUUCUUGUAUUAAAAUAACAGGAGUAUUUGAUGACAAUCAAGAUACAAUAACUCUUAGGGGGUGUGCCUUAGACAGUGGAACGUUAACAACCGACACAGAAAUAGUCAGAAUGUCGCAUUGUGGUGGAUUUUUCUAUGGAGACAGAUACGUCAGAGGCUGCGUACAAAGCUGCGACGACGCAGACGCCUGCAAUAAAGGCUCAGCAAUGAGUUUUCCAGCAAUAACUUUCUUCAUCUGUACAAUAAUAAGUCUCUUGUGUUAGAUUUAAUUAUACACAUUUUAUAAUACAACUCAAGAUACAAAUAAGUAAAAAUAUAAAUACUUAACUAAAAUGCAAUCGAAACGUAAAUGGAUAAAAUUUAUAAAAUAAACUAUGAACUAUUGUA
Aethina tumida (small hive beetle) is the source of this 686-nucleotide messenger RNA. RefSeq lists its product as uncharacterized. NCBI's taxonomy places the organism in Eukaryota, Metazoa, Arthropoda, Insecta, Coleoptera, Nitidulidae. Gene Ontology annotation, biological process: positive regulation of voltage-gated potassium channel activity; sleep; regulation of synaptic transmission, cholinergic. The coding region runs from base 101 to 562 and encodes 153 amino acids. The record is from RefSeq and is a predicted model, not a curated record. The transcript is spliced from 4 exons.